AUGAAUGCCCGGCCGUGCGGACUUGUCGUGCUCGCGUACGGCGAUUCGGUGGUCGCGACCCUCCGCUCACGCGCGCGCGUCGCCGACCUCGCCGUCGCUGACGACCUCGCCACCGCCGCGCGCCUCCUCGUCGUGCUGCUGGACGUGACGGCGGCGGGGGCGGUCGAGGAGGCGUUCGCGGCCGCGCUCGCGCGGUUCGGGCGCGUUGACGUCGUCGUGAACAGCGCCACGCUCGGGAGCCCGCUCGGGGAGCUCGAGGCGGUGGCGGACGCGGACGCGCGCGGGAUGUUCGAGGCGAACGUGUGGGGCGCGCGCGCGCUCGAGGGCUUCACGGAGGCUCUCGCGGUCGAGAUCGACCCUGCGUGGAACAUCAACGGGGACACGCGGGCGGCGAUGGAAGCAGUGUGGAAGGUUGCACAGAUGGACAGCCCUCCCACAAGGCUUCCUCUGGGCAUGGCGACGCUCGCGGCGGUGAAGAGCAGGGGCGAGAUAUUGUUGAAGAGUGCAGAGGACACCGCGCACCUGUCGGAGGGGCUGGGUGUUUGA
This is a messenger RNA of Epithele typhae, 546 nucleotides long. Its product is annotated as NAD(P)-binding protein. The record is from RefSeq and is a predicted model, not a curated record. The coding region runs from base 1 to 546 and encodes 181 amino acids. NCBI's taxonomy places the organism in Eukaryota, Fungi, Basidiomycota, Agaricomycetes, Polyporales, Epitheliaceae. The transcript has 4 exons.